Oryza sativa Japonica Group (Japanese rice) is the source of this 3117-nucleotide messenger RNA. RefSeq names its product ent-cassadiene hydroxylase-like. The record is from RefSeq and is a predicted model, not a curated record. Gene Ontology annotation, molecular function: iron ion binding; oxidoreductase activity, acting on paired donors, with incorporation or reduction of molecular oxygen; monooxygenase activity. Lineage: Eukaryota; Viridiplantae; Streptophyta; Magnoliopsida; Poales; Poaceae.
CAUAUGCCACGUAGGACCAAAACCACCGCGGAUUGAGCCGGGGGGGUUAUUUGUCCUGUUUCAAUAGUUGGGGGGUGUAGAAUGUCCGGUUUUCGAGUUCGGGGGUGUAAUUUGGUCGACCUCGAUAGUUCAGGGGGGUAAUUCGUACUUUUUCUGAAACUUUAUAUGUGAAUUGUAGAUAGUGUCCAUAUUCAAUUUUGUAGUGUAACGUUUUUUCAUUCCAGAUUGUUUAUGUGGCUAUAAAUUCGUUACAAACUUUCACUAUUUUGAUAAAAUGAAUUUUUGAAUUUUUAAAAUGAGCUCAAAUGGAGACAUGCUCUGUAGAGCUCGACGCUGCAAGUUUAUAGUUGAUAACUUUUUAAUUUGAUGGCCCUUGGAGUAAAAAAUAUAUGUUACAAGUUUUAUGAAGGAUGAAGUCAAAUGAAUAGCAUCUAUGGGAUAGUCACCAAAGAUCCUGGGUUGGAAUUCUAUGCCAUAGUAACGAAAGCUAUAUGCCAUAGUCCCGUGUUGGAAUUCUAUGCCAUAGUAAGGAAAGCUAUGCCAUAUAUACAGUCCAUGGGUUGGAAUAUUCUAUGCCAUGCAUAGUCGUCCCCGGUCAUAGUCCUUUCGUUAGUGACUAUGGCAUAGCAAGGAAACUAUGGCACUGAGUGAGAGGCCCUGGGUUCGAAUUCUAUAUACCGCCCGUGCGCAUAUUUCACAUCUAAAAUUAUGUACUUGUGAUUAAAAAAAAUAAAAAACUGGAAAUCCCGUGUAAUAGAAAAUUUUUCACACGCCCAAGGUUGCGGGUGGGAUCGUAAAAUACCUAUGUAAAUGGGUUAUGGACCAUCCGCAAAAAUAUUAAUUUGCUGUAGUAGCGUCGGAGAUAUAUUUAAUUCACUACAAAAUACAAAAUUGUUAAAAUUUUUAGUGUGCAAUGGGAGUGUUGUAAUUGGAUGUUAAAAUAACUAGCUGAAUAUAUACCCCACCGCGUUGCUGCGGGAAAUUAAAUUAUGUAAUGUGUACAAAUAAGAUGCAAUAUAAUUAUUAAAACCCAAACAAAUUAAUACUUAUAAAUUUUGAGCCAAAAAUAAUUCAGAUUGCAUGGUGUUAUGAGAGAAGAAAGAAUAGACAAUUUGAACCAUAGAUCUAUUAUCUAAAAGCUAUAAAUAAUUAGGAUGAUAUGGUUUGAUGAGAGAAGAGAGAAAUAACAUUAACCGACACUUGGUGGACGAAGGAUCUCGGAGCCCAUGCAUCGCUAUAUAUAGUACACCUGCUGUAGUACUUGGCAACUGGAGACUGGAGUAGUAGCUAUUGCUAGUGCGUACAGCACAUCGUACGGACAUGGAGGACAAGGUGGUGCUCGCCAUGGGCGCAUCCAUCCUGUUGGUUGUCGUCGUCUCCAAGCUGAUGAUAUCAUUUGCGGCAAAGCCGAGGCUCAACCUGCCGCCGGGGCCAUGGACGCUGCCGCUGAUCGGCAGCAUCCACCACGUCGUGUCCUCCAGGGAGAGCGUCCACAGCGCGAUGCGGAGGCUGGCCCGGAGGCACGGCGCCCCGCUGAUGCAGCUCUGGUUCGGCGAGGUGGGCACGGUGGUCGCGUCGUCGCCGGAGGCGGCGCGGGAGGUCCUCCGGAGCCACGACCUCGCGUUCGCCGACCGCCACCUGACCGCCGCCGCCGCGGCGUUCAGCUUCGGCGGCCGGGACGUCGUGCUGUCCCCGUACGGCGAGCGGUGGCGCCAGCUCCGCAAGCUGCUCACCCAGGAGCUCCUCACCGCGUCGCGGGUGCGCUCGUUCCGCCGCGUCCGCGAGGAGGAGGUGGCGCGGCUCAUGCGCGACCUGUCCGCCGCCGCCACCGCCGGCGCCGCCGUCAACCUCAGCGAGAUGGUCACCAGGAUGGUCAACGACACCGUGCUCCGGUGCUCCGUGGGGAGCCGGUGCGAGCACAGCGGCGAGUACCUCGCCGCGCUGCACGCCGUGGUGCGCCUCACGUCGGGGCUCAGCGUCGCCGACCUGUUCCCGUCGUCGAGGCUCGCGGCGAUGGUGUCCGCGGCGCCGCGCGCCGCGAUCGCCAACCGCGACAAGAUGGUGCGCAUCAUAGAGCAGAUCAUCCGAGAACGCAAGGCCCAAAUCGAGGCGGAUGAUCGCGCGGCCGACAGCAAGUCAUGCGCAUGCUCUCUGGACGACCUGCUCAGGCUCCAGAAGGAAGGCGGCUCGCCGAUCCCAAUCACAAAUGAGGUUAUAGUCGUGCUUUUGAUGGAUAUGUUUGCGGGGGGCACCGAUACAUCGUCAACAACACUAAUAUGGGCCAUGGCAGAGCUGAUCCGUUCCCCAAGAGUAAUGGCAAAGGUGCAAUCAGAGAUGCGGCAAAUCUUCGAUGGAAAAAACACCAUCACUGAAGAUGACCUUGUCCAACUGAGCUAUCUCAAGAUGGUAAUAAAGGAGACCUUGAGACUGCAUUGUCCAUUGCCCCUCUUAGCCCCUCGCAAAUGCCGUGAGACAUGUAAGAUUAUGGGCUAUGAUGUACCCAAGGGUACAUCUGCAUUCGUGAAUGUGUGGGCAAUAUGCAGGGAUAGUAAGUAUUGGGAGGAUGCCGAAGAAUUCAAGCCAGAGAGGUUUGAAAACAACGAUAUAGAAUUCAAAGGGAGCAACUUUGAGUUUCUCCCUUUCGGCUCUGGCCGCAGAGUAUGCCCUGGAAUAAAUCUUGGGCUAGCUAACAUGGAGUUUGCCUUGGCUAACCUUCUCUACCAUUUUGAUUGGAAGCUGCCCAAUGGAAUGUUGCACAAGGAUCUUGACAUGAGGGAGGCACCUGGACUACUGGUUUAUAAACACACUAGCCUAAAUGUGUGUCCGGUCACUCACAUUGCUUCCAGCUGUGCGUAAAUACCAGUGUAACAGAUAAUGCAUCUUCCAAAAGACCAUAACAGCACAAGGUAAAAUAUGUGCUGUCAGAGACAUGUGGUCUUCGUGAUUUCAAAAUAACUUAUGUGCCUGAGCAGAAAAGCAUAGUGAACCUACUUAUGUACUCAUGCGUAAUAUUUUUUUCUGCCAAAGAAAUUAUAAGUGUGUAUUUUUGUGCCCAUAAAUACUAGGUGCACCAUGAAAUUACAUCCUAUAGUAAUUAAAGAGCUCAUUGUACUUGUA